Molecule: messenger RNA, 3008 nt
Organism: Scatophagus argus
Lineage: Eukaryota; Metazoa; Chordata; Actinopteri; Scatophagidae
Gene: foxh1
Product: forkhead box H1
Exons: 4
Coding region: 394-1956 (520 amino acids)
Biological process (GO): regulation of DNA-templated transcription
Molecular function (GO): sequence-specific DNA binding; DNA-binding transcription factor activity
Source: RefSeq, a predicted model, not a curated record
ACAAAUUUUCUGGACUGUGGAACAACCAGAGAAGAAAAUGACUUUCAUCGAAGUUCAGCAGGUGAAGGAGGUUUGGCAGGGAAGCCGUCUGACCUGGAAAACUAGUUCAAACAUUUUGUAUUUUACUGCAAAAAUCACAAAAGCUGCAAAUUGAGGUGACCCUCCCCAGCCCCCCGGCGCGAUCAGUCAUUCUGCUCUCAGAUAACGCGUCAUUCUCCCCUCGAUUACGCAGCGGGAUUUACAUGAAACUGUUAAUUGUUUGCUCUUCAAAUAGAGUCAGCCUGGAGCCAGCAGUCUGCCAGAAGUUAAGGACCGACUCUUUGACCUCCCUCCCCCCUGUCCGUGCUCCUGUCCAAACGUGCGGGCCGAUCUCUCCCCCUCAGGCUGAUCAGCAUGACAAAGCACUGGCCGGAGCAGAGCCUCUUGGCAUUACCCUCUCUGUCCCACCUUGGAGAACACCACGACCAUCAACUUGACUUCCACAGAAAUGCUCAGCAGAGUUUUCCUCUCCGCGGUGUAGCGCGGGGCACUCUAGCCCAGCAUUGGUCUCACCACUCGGCCCAGAUAGUUCCCCAGCAGCCAUCGCGUUUGGAGAAGCCCGCGGCGCGCCCCGAACACCUCACCAGUGCCACUGAAUUUAUGGAUAAAAGCAUGCCACCGGGCUCAUCUUACCCGAAUCCUCAGGAUGGCCCCUUCAAACAGGAAACUCUCAACGCGGACUCCUGGAGCAGUGAACGGGAGAAGCGUGGCAGCAGCAGUGGGAAGAAAAAGAACUAUCAGCGGUAUCCAAAACCACCAUACUCGUACCUUGCGAUGAUUGCUAUGGUCAUUCAAAGGUCGCCAGAGAAGAAGCUGACGUUAUCAGAGAUCCUCAAGGAGAUCAGUACACUCUUCCCAUUCUUCAAAGGAAACUACAAGGGCUGGCGAGAUUCUGUACGACACAACCUCUCCUCCUACGACUGCUUUGUUAAGGUGCUGAAGGACCCAGGUAAGCCUCAAGGCAAAGGCAACUUCUGGGCGGUGGAGUUGAGCCGUGUUCCUCUGGAGCUCCUUAAGAGGCAAAACACGGCUGUGUCGCGCCAGGAUGAGACCAUUUUUGCUCAAGAUCUGGCACCUUACAUCCUGCAGGGACACAAGCCAGAAUCAGAACUUCCCUCUGCGCCUGUCACUUCCAUCCCUCCUUUGCGCUCAAGAAACCCCUCCCCACCGCAGGAGGAUUUGUUCCGACCAAAGCUGGACUCGUCCUUCGCCAUUGACUCUCUGCUGCACAGCCUGCGGCCACCUAGUGCCUCUGGGGAUGGGGAUGUGGAUGUGUCGACCAGGGACUGCUGGGGCAAGAUGGAGCGCCCUCGGCCUUCACCGCCUCCACGACCUCGUUAUGCCUCCUCUGCUCGCAGCGCCUCAGCCAGCUCUGCCAGCCCGGCCUCCACCUCCUCCUCCUCCUCCUCCUCUGAUGAGGAAUGGAAAGGGAUGUCCCUGUCUGGGAAGCGUGUUCCUCUUGAUGGUGAAGCUGGGUCAGAUGGUUAUGAGGACUACAGACCGCCACUACACAAAUCAGCAAGACGGGAGACUGCAGCACCCCCAUGGGAGCUCCCUACUUCCUACGCCAAAUAUGCUCCUCCCAAUGCUGUUGCCCCACCCAGCAUGCGGUUCAAUGGAGGUCCUCUAAUGCCGCUGCAUGGCGGACUUCCCCUUUACAGCUAUGGUAGUUCACCCGUGGCAGCCGGUCACUUCUUAGGUCAUGCCUAUUGGCCCAUCCUCCCUAGUGGACGGGUCUCUGUCCAAGCCCCUCCCCUCAUCAUGGACCUGGACAACAUGUUGCAAUCUGUGCCUCCCAAUAAGAGUGUGUUUGAUGUGUUGGUUCCAACCAAUCAGAACUCUCACUCGCAUCAUCCACCACCCAGUCAGUACACUCUGCAGAAUGGACCUCCUCUAAACAGGUACCCUCAGUACUGACUGACUCUGACAUACUGACUUCUUUGCUCAUACGGAGCCAUACUGACUACUAAACCACUAUGAUCUGAGAUCCACCAAGGAACUACUGCUGAAAACUGAGUCUUAAUCAGUACCUCCAACAAAACAAGUAUCUACCUCAGUCCUUCAGUGAAUUGGAGUGUGUAUUACUACAGGCUAUUUGCACUGCCACUCAUAUUUGCACUGUUUUUGAAUUCCCAAGAUUUUAUUUUCUUACACGUUGUCUACCUGUUGUCAUUGGAAACUUUAAAUUUUACAGUCGUGAAGAACUAAUAGCGAUGAGCUGGACUGUAGUUGGUACAUACAGUAAAAAUCAAGCUGCAAAGUAUCAAAUGCAAAAUCUUUUUUAGUUUUUCCUGUCAGCCUUUUAACAAAAUGUUGGAUUAUUAGGUCAAUUAUUAGCAUAAUUUCAGCGAAAACAUAUAUUUUUUUCCUUUUUCCUAUUGUCUGUUCAGAUGGGGAAAUAUUCAGGACAGGUUGUUUACUGUAAAAUCUUCUUGAAUGUUGUGCAUUGGUCCAGUACAGCCAUAACAACAUUCUAGCCUUAUAAAAAGGAAUACUGGAAUCUGGUCCUGCAAUUUGUUUCAUUUUACUGUUUUAUGUGGCAGGGCCAACUGGUUUUCACGUCACAACUAUUGUCAAGUUAAUGGGCUAAGUUUUGGGUUACGGUCAGUGUGUGAAAAUGCUGCAUGUUCUCAGGACCCUGGAGACAAUCAGCCACUAUACAACCACCGGUAUCUACCUCAGGUUUUUAUCAGACUGGGACAUGCUUCCUGUGGACUUUGCACUGGCAGUUAUUUGCACUAUUUUGAUCUGAUGAUGAUCUUCUAAAGGAAAUAAGGAAAUUGCUUAUAAAUGUCUGCCUACCUUGACAGGUGAAUGUUUUGUUAAUUUUUUUUUUUUGCCUUUUUUUCUGUGGUCUUGUUGAAGGUUUAUACAGUACUGAGCUGAAGUGAAAGCAGCUCAUAUGUUUACAUAUCAAAAGAAGGUAAUAGAGUUGAACAGGGUAUGCAAUAAAACACUGUUUAUUUUAA